Molecule: messenger RNA, 3837 nt
Organism: Tinamus guttatus (white-throated tinamou)
Lineage: Eukaryota; Metazoa; Chordata; Aves; Tinamiformes; Tinamidae
Source: RefSeq, a predicted model, not a curated record
UUACCCACAGGUUGGGAGGAAGCUUAUACUUUUGAAGGAGCAAGAUAUUAUGUAAAUCAUAAUGAACGGAAAGUAACCUGCAAACAUCCAGUAACGGGACAGCCAUCGCAGGACAACUGUAUUUUUGUUGUGAAUGAGCAGACUGCUGCAGCUAUGACAUCUGAAGAAAAGAAAGAGCGACCAGUAAGCAUGAUAUGUGAAGCUACUAACUAUAAUUUGACAUCAGAUUAUGCUGCUCAUCCCAUGAGCCCUGUGGGCAGAACAUCACGAUCUUCAAAGAAGGUUCAUAAUUUUGGGAAGAGAUCCAACUCAAUAAAGAGGAAUCCUAAUGCACCCGUUGUCAGGCGCGGCUGGCUCUACAAGCAGGACAGUACUGGAAUGAAGCUGUGGAAGAAGCGGUGGUUUGUGCUCUCAGAUCUGUGUCUCUUCUACUACAGAGAUGAGAAAGAAGAAGGAAUACUGGGUAGCAUACUUCUACCCAGUUUUCAGAUAUCUGUUCUUUCUCCUGAGGACCAUAUUAACCGCAAAUACGCCUUUAAGGCAGCUCAUCCAAACAUGAGGACCUAUUAUUUCUGCACAGAUACAGGGAAGGAAAUGGAGUUGUGGAUGAAAGCCAUGACAGAUGCAGCACUUGUGCAGACAGAGCCUGUGAAAAGAGUAGAGAAGCUAACCACUGAAAACACACCACCUCGAGAAACAAAUAAUAUUUCCAACCACCGGGUGCUAAUUAAGCCAGAGACACAAAAUAACCAGAAAAACAAAGAAGUAAACAAAAGUGAAGAGAAGAAAGCUUUGGAAGCUGAAAAAUACGGAUUUCAGAAAGUUGGGCAAGACAAACCGUUAACAAAAAUUAACAGCGUAAAGCUAAAUCCUUUGGGGUCAGAAUACAGGACCUUGCCCACCAGCACCGUUCAGGCUGGGCACUUCAGGCCAGUCCACUUGAACGGGUCUGAGCAUAAAGCUCUUGGAGGGGUCCUGGCGGACGCGGGCGACGGAGGCCACCACAACGCAGCUCCCUCGCACGUGGAGUCGGAGCGAGUCAUGCAGAGAACCAACUCGAUGCUGCAGCUGGAACAGUGGAUUAAAAUACAGAGAGGAAAAGGGCAAGAGGAGGAAACCAGAGGGAUAAUCUCGUAUCAGACGUUGCCGAGGAACAUGCCGAGCCACCGCGCUCCGGUCGUGCCGCGGUACCCGGAGGGCUACCGGACGCUGCCCAGGAACAGCAAGGCGCGUCCCGAGAGUGUGUGCGGCGUGGCGGCGCCGGCGGCCUACGAGCGCGCCGUGGCGCCCGCCGAGGAGAAGCGCCGCUCCAUGCGCGACGACACGAUGUGGCAGCUCUACGAGUGGCAGCAGCGCCAGUUUUACAAUAAGCAAACGACUCUUACGAGACACAGUACGUUAAGUAGUCCCAAAACUAUGAUUAAUAUUUCUGACCAAGCUAUGCAUUCGAUUCCCACCUCACCUUCUCAUGGUUCAAUAGCUGGUUUCCAAGGAUAUUCCCCACAGCGGACCUAUAGAUCGGAAGUGUCUUCGCCAGUGCAAAGGGGAGAUGUAACUAUUGAUCGCAGGCAUAGGACGCAUCAUGCUAAGCAUGUCUUUGUGCCUGACAGAAGGUCAAUGCCAGCAGCUCUGAGUUUGCAGCCUAUUACUCCUCAGAGCCUCCAAGGCAAAACAUUAACACAAGAGGAAUGUAGGGGUACACUGUACAAAUAUAGAACUGAAGAGCUGGAUAUUGAUGCUAAGCUUAGCCGCUUAUGCGAACAAGAUAAAGUUGUACAAGCACUCGACGAGAAGCUUCAACAGCUACACAAGGAGAAAUACACGCUUGAACAAGCUUUGCUAUCAGCAAGUCAGGAGAUAGAAAUGAAUGCAGAUAACCCAGCAGCCAUACAAAAUGUAGUCUUACAGAGAGAUGACUUGCAGAAUGGACUACUUAGCACCUGUCGAGAAGUAUCUCGCGCUACUGCAGAACUCGAAAGAGCUUGGAGGGAAUAUGAUAAAUUAGAGUAUGAUGUAACAGUAACGAGGAACCACAUGCAGGAGCAGCUUGAUCGACUCGGAGAAAUUCAGACUGAGUCAGCAGGGAUACAGCGUGCUCAACUUCAGAAGGAACUGUGGAGAAUUCAGGAUGUCAUGGAGGGUUUGAGUAAACAUAAACAACAAAGAAGCUCUUCAGAAGCAGGAAUGAUUGGAUCAAGGACCUUUUCAGCUAUUAAGUAUAAAAAUGAGGGUCCUGAUUAUAGACUUUAUAAGAGUGAACCAGAGCUAACUACAGUAGCAGAAGUGGAUGAGUCUAAUGGUGAAGAAAAGGUGGAACAAAUUUCAGAAUCAGAAUCCACAGCUAAAGGCUCACAUUUUCCUGUGGGAGUUGUACCGCCUCGAACCAAAUCUCCAACUCCAGAAUCUUCCACAAUAGCUUCUUAUGUCACUUUAAGGAAGAACAAGAAGAUAGAUUUAAGAACGGAGAGACCAAGAAGUGCAGUGGAGCAGUUGUGUCUUGCAGAAAGUACUCGGCCUCGAAUGACUGUGGAGGAACAGAUGGAAAGAAUAAAAAGGCACCAACAAGCUUGCCUAAGAGAGAAGAGAAAAGGACCAAAUCUUAUUGGUGUUUCAGAGCAAUCUCCUUCACUGAGCUUCUCUUUUGCCAGAGAUAAUCCUUUUAAGUUGACACAGAGUCGAAAAAAGGAUGAUGCUGUACCUGGUAACCUAGAGAGUGCCAUUAAAGAUAAUUUGAAACAAAAUAAUGAAAGUCCGGGAGAAGAAAUAGCACAACUAAAAGAUGAUGGAGCACAAGAAUAUAAUUCAGAUUUUACUACAGAGCUGACAAAAACUGAAGAUCUUUUAUCAGAUGCAUAUGUUGUCUCUGACUCAAAAGAAGUGAAUAAUGAAGAGAAAGUAGAAAAGGAAAAGAAAAAUAAAUCGGAAGAAACACAUGAUGGUGAUAUAAGCUUGCAGAAUGUGACCACAGUUGCAAACCACAAACCUAAAACCCGUUCUGAAGAAAGUGAAAUAGUCAGCAUUCGAGAACAAGAAGGGCUUAUUUCUUCAUUUGAAUUAGCAGCACAGUCUUCAAAAGGAAACCAGACAGCAGCAGUGAAAAGUUUGCCUUCUUCACCAGAAUCGUCACUGUCACCAGCUCCAUCUGCACAACCACAGCUCACAGAAGGAUCACAUUUCAUGUGUGUAUAGUUACAGAGAACACUAACGGCUUCUGUUGAAACAAUUCAUGCCUGAGAUGUAUGGACCUGACCUAUGGAAAUGUGAGAAGAUAUUGUACAGUAUAUUUUAAAUCUAUGAAAUUCAUAGUUCUGAUGCUUUUGGCCACAGAGCAUCAUUUUAUCACUUCCUGGAAAAUGUUUAUUCCAAGAGAGCUUUAACUGGCCCAUAUGUACACUCAACAACCUUCAGAUUGUUCUCCUGAUACCAGCUUGCUGCUAUGAUUUCUGUGCACAUAAAAUAAAGGUUCUUUUUAAUGUGCAGCCUACAGUCAGAACUUUAUUUGAUAUUUUCUGGAAUUUCCUGUUCUUUUAAUUAGGGAUCAUACGAAUUUGCUUUUUGCUUCCUUUAGAUGCAUAACAAAUCAGUUAAUUUUACAUAUCACCACUAAACCUUGUUUUACACUUUUUAACACUACGAUGUAUUGUUUUAACAUUUAUUUGUAAAAAUUUUUAUAUAUAUAAAUAUAUAUGAACAUAUAGAUAUAUUUAAAAUGUGCCAUUUUUAUUAUUGCUUGGUAAAGUAUGUCCCGUUUCUGCUGUAACUUUCCCUUGGUCAGGUUGCAAUGUCAGCGGUUACUGCCACAUUUCUAUCAACAUUCACAUUAAUGUUAGUGCUUUU